UAGGCCUUCCAGAAGUAACAUGUCUUCUCCCACAACCUCUGUGCAGCCUUGCACAGGUUCCGGGGAGCUUGACACAGGGCAGGCUGACCUCCCAGCAGAGGCCCACUGUCCCAUAUGUAAGGAGAACUUCAAGAACCCAGUGACCAUCGAGUGCAGGCAUAAAUUCUGCCUCUCCUGCAUCAGUACGUUCUGGAAGGAUCGAAAGGAUAAUUUCUCCUGCCCUAUUUGCCACCUUAAAUGUCCAGAAAGGAAUUUUCAGAGUAGUCAGCAGCUGAGCAAACCCACUGAAGUCGCCAAGUGGCUCCCGGUAAGAAAGGGCCGGAGGCAAAGGCAGAAAGGACAGCGUUCCAGAGAGGCGCAGCCGUCGGCCCUUUCCUGUGGAAAGGACCAAGAGGUUUGCUCCCCCAGUCCCAUACGUCGCUUCGUUUGGCCCAUGGAGGAUGCCACCCUCUCUCAUAGGAAACAAAUUGAGUAUUACAUUAAACUCUGGAGGGAGAAAGUGGAGUCGGUUGAGAAAGUCCUUGCCACCCAAAGGAAAAGAUGGCUAGAACUGAAGAAAAGGGCGGAACGCAGAAGGGAAGAGGUGACGUCUGAAUACCAACAAUACAGGCUGUUUCUUAGGGAGGAAAGAAAGAACAUUCUUGAGGAGUUAGAAAAUGAAGAGCUAACUGGAUUAUUCAAAAUACAUGUCAACCUAGAAAUCUUCUCAGAUCACAUCGCUUCAUUGAAGCAUCUGCUGCGGGAGGUAAGGAGCAACUGUGGAAAGUCGGAACUGGACUUGCUGGCAAGUGUUAAAGACUCCUACAGGAGAUACAAAGGCUUAAAAUGCCCUGUGGCCUUCUCGCUUCAGCUGACAGAGUAUGGCUACCAGCUUCCUCCACAGUGUUCAGGCUUGGACAGAAUUAUCCAGCGGUUUCACGUGGAUGUACUUCUGGAUCCUGAAACAGCGAACUGUAAACUUCAGAUCUCAAAAGAUAAAAAAACUGCGCUGUAUCUGGGCAUGCAAACGGCACCGGCUAGCAACAGAAGAUUUCGCGGGUACCCCGUUGUUCUGGGGUCUGAGGGGUACAGUUCCGGCAGACAGUACUGGGAGGUAGACGUGGAGAACAAGUAUCAGUGGCUCCUGGGGAUUUGCCAAGAGCCCUUCCCCAGGACCAGGGUCAGGAGACAGACGAAUCCACAGUUCUCAGUGCACCACAAGUUACGGGGAGUUGGGCUAGACAAUGGGAGAACUUACGUCGCAUUGGGCCGUAAGAAAAUCCGUCUUCUGCCAAAGGUAAAACCCAAUAGGGUUGGAAUUUUUUUAGACUCCGAAAUGCAUGAGGUUUCUUUCUACAAUUUGUGUGAUAAGUCCCUUCUGUACAGAUUUAGGGACUGUCCUACCGGUGCACUGUGGCCUUAUUUCUACACUGGGAACGAUGUCUGGCCCCUGAAGAUCUGCACAUGCAAAGAUCCUGAGUGGUGAGAGGCUGGGCAACCAGCGAAUCUAGUCAGCGGGUCUGGCAUUUCGUUUUUUGUUUUGUUUUGUUUUUUUUCCAGUUUUCAUUCUAACAAUCACAAUAGUUGUUUUGGUUUAAUCUGCUUCAAGGAGUUCCAAAGGAGUCAGAAUACCUGCUUUAUAAAUCGUGGGACCUUUAAGUAAAUGUUUCUCCAGUCGUUGCCAGCAAAAACUUCAUCGAUGCCAGUCUUUGUAAACCACCUAUGUCUUUCCCUUUUAAUAAAAACCAAGCCCUUCACGGAUAGAAAACUCAUCUUGACAUCGUUCCCUGGCCCUGGCUCCCCACUCCCUGCCGUCACAGACCACCUGUCUCCUCUGCUGCUUUUUUUUUUUUUUUAUCAAUGACGUUGAACUUUGACCCAUUUAUGGUCAGGCACGGCUGUGGACACCAGUGCUGAGGUCACCAUCAACGACAGGAAGAAGGCACGGGAUGGCAGAGAAGCGUCUGCCAAGGGGGAUGCUAACGAGAGAAACGGGGACCAGCAGCUGACAGAGACGAAGAGGAGGCUGGAGAAGAUGCGG
Myodes glareolus (Bank vole) is the source of this 2020-nucleotide messenger RNA. RefSeq names its product tripartite motif-containing protein 60-like. NCBI's taxonomy places the organism in Eukaryota, Metazoa, Chordata, Mammalia, Rodentia, Cricetidae. Gene Ontology annotation, molecular function: protein binding. The record is from RefSeq and is a predicted model, not a curated record.